Messenger RNA from Micromonas pusilla CCMP1545, 1821 nucleotides. RefSeq lists its product as uncharacterized. Bases 1 to 1821 code for a protein of 606 amino acids. Gene Ontology annotation, molecular function: poly(A) binding; mRNA 3'-UTR binding; poly(U) RNA binding. Gene Ontology annotation, cellular component: ribonucleoprotein complex; nucleus; cytosol. The transcript has 2 exons. Lineage: Eukaryota; Viridiplantae; Chlorophyta; Mamiellophyceae; Mamiellales; Mamiellaceae. The record is from RefSeq and is a predicted model, not a curated record.
AUGUCCGCUCCCGCCGCUCCCGCCGCUCCCGCCGCUCCCGCCGCGCCCGCCGCGCCCGGCGGCGCCCCCGCCCCGGGGAGCAACCUCAGCGCGACGUCGCUCUACUGCGGCGACCUCGACCCGUCGUGCACGGAAGCGCAGCUCUACGAGCUCUUCAGCACCAUCGGUCCGGUCGUGAGCAUCCGCGUCUGCCGCGACCUCAUCACGCGUCGGUCGUUGGGGUACGCGUACGUGAACUUCCAGCAGGGGAACGACGCCGCGAGGGCGAUCGACGCGCUGAACUUCCAGGUCGUGAACGGGAAGCCCAUCCGCAUCAUGUACUCCCAGCGCGAUCCCGCGUUGCGGAAAUCCGGCGUCGGGAACAUCUUCAUCAAGAACCUCGACAAGGAGAUCGAUAACAAGGCGCUGUACGACACCUUCGCGCAGUUUGGCAACAUCGUCAGCGCGAAGGUCGCGACGGACCUUCAGGGUCAGUCCAAGGGCUACGGCUUCGUGCAGUUCGACACCGAAGAGGGCGCGCAGUCCGCCAUCGAGAAGGUGAACGGGAUGCUCUUGAACGACAAGCAGGUGUACGUCGGCCCGUUCCAGAAGCGCAACGAGCGCGGCGGCGGCCCGACGACGUUCAACAACGUGUACGUGAAGAACCUUCACGAGUCCGUCACCGAGGAGAAGCUUCGCGAGGUGUUCGAGAAGUUCGGCGCGCUGACGUCCGUCGUCGUGAUGAAAGACGCGGAAGGCAAGAGCAAGGGCUUCGGAUUCGUGUGCUACGAAGACGCCGAGGCUGCGGGGAAAUCCGUCGAGGAGCUCGACGGAUACGACAAGAUCGAGGACAAGGCGUGGGUCGUCUGCCGCGCGCAGAAGAAGUCCGAGCGCGAGGCUGAGCUCAAGGCGAAGUUCGACGCGGAGCGCCGCGAGCGCAUGGAGAAGAUGGCCGGCGCGAACCUCUACAUCAAGAAUCUCGAGGACACCGUCGACGACGCGAAGCUCCGAGAGCUGUUCGCGGAGUUCGGGACGAUCACGUCCUGCCGCGUCAUGCGCGACACCGCGGGGGCGAGCCGCGGCUCCGCGUUCGUCGCGUUCUCUUCCGCGGAUGAGGCGACGCGUGCGGUGACGGAGAUGAACGGCAAGAUGGCGGGUCAGAAGCCGCUGUACGUCGCGCUCGCGCAGCGCAAGGAGGACCGCCGUCUGCGUCUGCAGGCGCAGUUCGCGCAGAGGCAGGUCGCCGCGGGCGGCAUGCCGAACAUGGGCCCGUACGGCAUGCCCCCUCCAGGCGCGCCGAUGUACUACGGGCAGCCGCCGCCCGGGGUGAUGGGCCCGCCGCAGCCGCAGCCCGGGUACGGGUUCCAGCCCGGGAUGCCCCCCGGGGUUCCCGGGCGCCCGAUGGGCCCGGGCGGACCGAACAUGCAGUACGUCAUGCCGAUGCCGCAGCGCGGCCCCCCCGGCCAGCGCGGCCGCGGCGGACGCGGCGGCCCCGGCGGCGGCCGCGGCGGCAGAGGCCAGCAGGGCAUGCGCUUCCCGAACCAGGGCCGCGAGAUGCCGCCGGCGCCGCUUCCGCCCGGCGAGCCCCAGGACCCGGUGUCUCUGCUCGCGGCGCAGCUCCCGACGGCGACGCCGGACCAGCAGAGGAUGCUCCUCGGCGAGGCGCUCUAUCCGCUCGUGGACGCGGUCGAGCCGGCUUCCUCCGCGAAGAUCACCGGCAUGCUUCUCGAGAUGGACCACUCCGAGGUGCUUCACCUCAUCGAGUCCCCGGAGGCUCUCCGCGCGAAGGUGCAGGAGGCGCUCGCGGUGCUCAAGGCUGCGGCCGCGGAGGAGGGCAACUAA